Triticum aestivum (bread wheat) is the source of this 2490-nucleotide messenger RNA. RefSeq names its product receptor-like protein kinase FERONIA. Gene Ontology annotation, biological process: protein phosphorylation. Gene Ontology annotation, molecular function: ATP binding; transmembrane receptor protein tyrosine kinase activity. Bases 1 to 2490 code for a protein of 829 amino acids. NCBI's taxonomy places the organism in Eukaryota, Viridiplantae, Streptophyta, Magnoliopsida, Poales, Poaceae. The transcript has a single exon. The record is from RefSeq and is a predicted model, not a curated record.
AUGGCCUUCCGAACCCUACCAGUUAACCUCCAGUUAAUAGCUCUCCUCUUGUCGCUUGCCCUCGCGGCCGAUAACACCUCCAUAAACUCUGGCCUCAUCCUCUUAAAUUGCGGAGGAUCAGGCCAAUAUGAUGAUGUAGAUAGUGGUGGUCGUAUUUGGUACGGGGACACCGGCUCCAAGUUCGCACCAUCGGUGGAAGGAGUUGGAGCCAGUGCCAGUGCUUCAUACCAAGAUCCUUCCCUCCCAUCCAUGAUCCCUUAUAUGACUGCACGCAUCUUCUCUUCAAAUUACACAUAUUCCUUCCCUGUUAGUCAAGGUCGCUUGUUCUUACGCCUCUACUUCUAUCCGGUUGCUUAUGGAAACUAUGCCGUCUCCGAUGCCUUUUUUGGUGUCACUACAGAAAAUCUUGUCCUCUUAAAUGGCUUCAAUGCUUCACAAACAGCCCAGGCAAACAAUUAUGCCUACCUUGUCCGUGAGUUCUCGAUGAAUGUAUCUUCACGCAGAUUGGACCUCACAUUUUCCCCAUCAACAUUUUUGAAUGGUUCAUAUGCAUUUAUCAAUGGCAUUGAGAUUGUGCCCACACCUAACAUCUUCACAACAGCCGACACAACAUUUGUCUACGGUGAUUACAUAGCUCCAUUCUCAUUCGCCGCUGACAAAGGCUUCCAGACCAUGUACCAGCUCAAUGUUGGGGGCCAAGCCAUUUCCCCGAAAGAUGACACGGGCUUUUACCGCUCAUGGGACGUUGAUUCCCCGUACAUAUAUGGUGCCGGCUAUGGGGUGACCCACUCCAAAGAUCCUAGUGUGACUAUCAUGUAUACACCCACAGUGCCGAAUUACACAGCGCCAGUUGAUGUCUAUGGUACAGCUCGGUCGAUGGGGCCAGUUCAACAGUUCAACCUCAACUACAACCUUACAUGGAUUUUGCCGGUUGAUGCUGGGUUCACCUACCUCCUAAGGUUCCAUUUCUGUGAGAUUCAGUCAACUUUUACCAAGGUCAAUCAGAGGUCGUUCUACAUCUACAUCAACAACCAGACAGCGCAGGAGGAUAUGGAUGUAAUCUUGUUGAGCGGAGGAACAGGUACAACAGCAUAUAGGGAAUAUUUUAUCAUGGCUAGUGGUUUUGGUCAAGUGGACAUGUGGAUUGCACUUUCCCCUGAUAUUUCAACUAAUCCACAAUAUUAUGAUGCAAUACUGAAUGGCCUUGAGGUCUUCAAGCUACAAGAUUCCAGCCGAAAUCUUGCUGGGCUCAAUCCUCCUACUCUACAAAAUCCUGACAUUGAUCCUAAUAGGCUAUCUAGCGGUACAAGAAAAUCCAAAGGCGACAUACCAGCAAGAGCAACCAUCAUCGGUGGUGGUGUUGCUGUGCUUUUGAUUACCUUUUUUAGCACAUGUGUUAUCUACAGAUGGAAUAAGGUAGCGAAGAGUUGUCACAAGACCGACUGUGGACCAAAUGGACGCCUGAAGAGUCGUCACUUCUCAUUAGCAGAAAUUCAACUUGCCACCAAUAAUUUUGAUCAAGCACUGAUCAUCGGCAGAGGCGGUUUCGGGAAUGUCUACAGCGGCGAGAUAGAUGGAGGGAUAAAGGUGGCGAUCAAGCGACUCAAGCAGGGAUCCCAGCAAGGCUUUCAUGAGUUCCACACUGAAAUUGGGAUGUUGUGCAAUUUCCGCCAUGGUCACCUUGUAUCUUUGAUUGGCUACUGCAAGGACAAGAAUGAGAUGAUUUUGGUGUAUGACUACAUGCCUCACGGAACACUACGUGAUCAUCUCUACGGAACCAGAAACCCAUCACUGUCGUGGAAGCAGCGCCUUAAUAUUUGCAUCGGUGCAGCCCGAGGGCUGCAUUACCUCCACACUGGCACAGAGCAAGGAAUCAUCCACCGUGACGUUAAGACGACCAACAUCCUACUGGAUGAUAGGUUAAUGGCCAAGGUUUCUGAUUUUGGUCUAUCUAAGGCAUGUACAGAUAGUGACAAGGCGCAUGUGAGCACCGCAGUAAAAGGGUCCUUUGGAUAUUUUGAUCCGGAGUACUUCUUGCUGCGGCGUCUCACCAAAAAAUCAGAUGUGUACUCCUUCGGGGUUGUGUUGUUUGAGAUCCUGUGUGCGCGCCCUGUGAUAAACACCGAGCUCCCGGACGAGCAAGUGAGCUUGCGUGACUGGGCGCUAUCUUGCCAGGACACAGGUGUACUCAAGCAGAUUGUUGACCCCUGCAUUAAGGAGGAAAUCACCCCUGAGUGCUUCAGGAUAUUUUCAGAGCUAGCGGUGAAAUGUGUUUCUGAUCGUAGCAUAGAUAGGCCAUCAAUGGGUGAUGUGCUUCAGAAUCUUGAGGCCGCACUGAGGCUGCAGGACAAUAGAAGCUGUGCCGGGGAUCCAUCAUCUCUUCAGGUCAUCGGUCUAGUGCAUUCAGACAAAGCAUCGACACACUCAGUACUUAGCGUCGCUGCACAGGAAGAGAUAUUCUCAGAUAUUAUACAUCUGGAAGGCCGGUAA